Messenger RNA from Tremella mesenterica DSM 1558, 1449 nucleotides. RefSeq lists its product as uncharacterized. NCBI's taxonomy places the organism in Eukaryota, Fungi, Basidiomycota, Tremellomycetes, Tremellales, Tremellaceae. The record is from RefSeq and is a predicted model, not a curated record. The annotation marks the transcript as partial. The transcript has 6 exons.
GUCAUACAUCGGAUUUUAACAUUAUUGGGUAGUGAUAAUCCAACUUCUCUCGCUCAAGUAGCUAAGACUUGUCGAUGUCUCCGGGCGUUCGUAUAUGAAGAACCAGACGAAGUGUUAUGGAAAGAAAUCCAUUUCAAGUUAUAUGACGAUCCUCGUGAAGCUGGAGCAUUCGCACGACCUCGUACGCGUUUCAGAUGGCGGCAGAGGGUACAAGAUAGGCAAGAAUUGAUCAGACUAUUUAACACUUGGGAUGUGGAUAAAUAUGACGGUUUGAAAACAAAAAUCGACCUGAUCAGUAAUACUCUACUUGACCUCUACCUCGAUCUUCCCGCUUCACCCUCGCCCGAAAACAAUCCAUUGGCACGAGAAGACACUCUGAACGGAGCCAUCAUUGAACCUAUCCUCCGAUCCGACAUGUUCAAACAUGUCAUUACCCAUCUUUCCACACGCGAGACUACUCCGGCCCUUCGACCAUUGAAUGAUCAACCGGGAAAUCCUAAUCGUCGUGUGCAUAGAGAAGUCAUCAAUCCCAUACUCCCUCGGUUGCACGCUUUGCUACCACCGCAAUUUGAAAAAGACAUUCCCGCUGAUAGACUUCAUCGAGGUUUUCUUAGAGAAGCAGUGUACGCAGCGAGCAAUUAUACAUACAAGAAUGAUUGGUCGCCCUUGACUUCGGAGGGAAAGGUGAACUGGACCUUGGUGGACGCCAUUGGUAGUAUUAUGAUGUCAAACGCUCGUGAUGUCUUGUGUUUGGGAGAGGAGACUUGGCGGAGGGCCGUCGCACCAAUGAGCUAUGGCGUUGAAGCUGUUCGUGGUUGGGGAUUCAACCAUCUCAGACGACCAGAGGGUUUGGCAGAUGAAGAAACUUGGGAUUGGGCAGGUGUUGAAGGCCAUUGGUUUGGAUCAUAUGCUUUCUUAGACUACGCAGACUGGAUAGCACUCAACGAACCUCGUCUCAUUCAAAUCCGUCGGUCAAUGAACACACUCGAUCUAUCACGAUACGCCGAAGCUCUAGGCGAUUUGAUGAGAUUAGACCUCGUCAUUGACCCAAGUCCAGAAGAUGACCGACAUAUCUUUGGUCAUCCCCUUCACGGUUCAUCUCCCGCUCGGACAGACGACGGAUUAGAACCUUUAACGACUCAUUUACCUUCAUCUGAUCUAUUACCACCUAUUUACUUCCACGGUCGGUCGGCCCAACAACAAGGCGCUUUAACUUAUCCUUCCGCUUCCACAGCAAAUUCGGUCAGGGGUGUGGUCAGAUUGACGGCGGAUGAUCCUCCUCAAGUGAGAUGGACAAUUAUGAUAAGAUAUGGAGGAGAGGAUAGGUGGAAGUUGGAAUGUGUUCAGAUGGGUGGGAGGGGUUCGAGUAGGGGUAUGGUAGGGAUCUGGACGGACGCCGCGAAAGAACCUCAUACGCCCAACGGACCUGUAUGGUAUUGGAAGGCGUAG